This is a messenger RNA of Prorocentrum cordatum, 363 nucleotides long. The record is from the annotation of a GenBank genome assembly. NCBI's taxonomy places the organism in Eukaryota, Dinophyceae, Prorocentrales, Prorocentraceae.
AUGGGCCGUAGCAUCAACAGGGGGCGGCUGCUGAAUAGUUGGGCCAAGAUGGAGAAGAUGGUGGUGGCGAAUACGAUGUUCGAGAGACCAGAAGAGAAACGCAUCACCUUGAUCGGCACGGACGACAUCCCCAAACAACUCGAUUACAUUCUUGUGGGUCGCAGCUCAAACUGCCGGGUUGUGAAUGCACGAUCGACUUCUUGUUUGGAUUCGGGAUCUGAUCACAGGGCAGUGCGGGCGAAAUUAUGCUUUACUUCAUCUCAGGAUUUUGUUAGGGACACGGCCGAAAGAGGAGCUCACAGGGCCAAGAGGCGCACUGGCGAGUAUCAGAAAACGUCGUUUCAAGAAAAAGUGAAUUCAUGA